ACAAUUUCACUUAUUGUUCAGUGAUAACUGCAGUGUCCCCAAAUCUGUGUUGAAGACUGCAGCCAAGUGACCAGCUGAUUGAUUUAGCGAGAGGCGAGACGAACCGAGACGAGAGGAGACAAGACGAGACGAACCGAGACGAGACGAGACGAACCAAGACAAGACGAGACCUCUUCAAAAGUGUGGCCGAGUCACUCGGGUUCUGAGUCACCAUGAGCUGGAGCUUCUUAACCCGCCUCUUAGAGGAAAUUCACAACCACUCGACAUUCGUGGGGAAAAUGUGGCUCACGGUCCUCGUGGUGUUCCGGAUCGUUCUCACUGCCGUUGGCGGCGAGUCCAUCUACUACGAUGAGCAGAGCAAGUUUGCCUGCAACACAGAACAGCCGGGCUGCGAGAACAUGUGCUACGAUACCUUCGCGCCGCUUUCGCAUGUCCGCUUCUGGGUAUUCCAUAUCAUUCUGGUGUCCACGCCCUCUCUGGUGUACCUCGGCUACGCCGUCAACAAGAUCGCACGGUUGGAGGAAGGCAAAGAGGGCGUGGUUAGGAAAUCUUCCAAGAGCAGAACGUUUGACCUGGACAGACGUCAGAACCGAGGUCUGGAGGAUGCCGAAGAGGACCAGGAGGAAGAUCCGAUGCUUUACGAUGUGACCAUCGAAACGGAAAUCCAGAACGACAGUACACCUUCGGGUGCGACGGGAAGUGGUACAAAAGCACGACACGACGGACGGCAGCGUAUCCAGCAAGACGGACUGAUGAGGGUUUACAUCAUCCAGCUGGUGGUUCGGUGCGCUUUAGAAAUGUGCUUCCUGAUCAGUCAGUACGCACUUUACGGUUUCACCGUCCCGGGUCUUUAUGUGUGCUCGAGCAAACCGUGCCCUCACCUCGUGGAUUGUUUUAUCUCACGUCCGACUGAGAAGACGAUCUUUUUGUUCAUCAUGUACGCCGUGACCAUAUUCUGUUUGCUGCUCAACGUCUGGGAGAUGCACCAUCUCGGACUGAGCACCAUGUUCAACCUCCUGCUGGCCAGAAAGCGGCGUGACGGCCCGGAUGACAACCUCGCUGCAUGCGAGGAUAACAGACACGGAGGAUACGGCGGGUACGCGCCAUCCCGGUCGUCUCCUUCAGCGCCGCCGGACUACGACAUCGCUGUGAAGGCAGAAAUGGCGCCAUUUAAACAAAAGGAGGAGGAGGAGUCACCCAGGGAGCAUCAGCAACAGUACGGAAGCACAGAAGACGACUUUGUCCAGGUCCAGAAACCAGAGGAAAAGAACAGAAAGGCAAAGCAACAGCAUGACAAGAGGAAACAACGUGAACGUGAACGAAACAAGCGAAACAGAAGCAGAGGGUCUCGAGGAGGCAGCCGCCGCAGCGACAGCAAGUCGGACGAAGGGAAGCCGUCUGUUUGGAUCUGAGACGCAGACGGAGGAGAUCCAAACGCCCCAACACCAAAGCUGAACUCUGAGACCUGUACAGAGGAUUGUGGGUAACGGCAGUAAACCUGUAUCCGCAGGCCUCGUAAACACAGCCGGUGAAAGAAACAUGCAGAGACCGUUUAUGUUGUUUUUGUUUUCUUUUGCUGUCUCAGGAGAAGAGCAGCAGCGUGCGCACGCACAGCAUCCACACGCUGCUAGCAUGAGGACUUCUUGUUAUUGAUUCUUUCUGUUAAAGCUGAGUUGCUGUUGUUCUUCUUUUCUUCUUCUCAUUUGUUUGUGCUGCUAUUACGCGCCUGUAAGUUCUUGUAAUGUUUUAUUUUCUUCUCAUUAGGUUUGAAACACGGAUUCUUUGUCAGAAAGUUCCUUGUUCAGCCCGGAGCAAUAAAAUACUUUAUAUUUA
Ictalurus punctatus (channel catfish) is the source of this 1833-nucleotide messenger RNA. Its product is annotated as gap junction gamma-1 protein-like. Lineage: Eukaryota; Metazoa; Chordata; Actinopteri; Siluriformes; Ictaluridae. The record is from RefSeq and is a predicted model, not a curated record. Gene Ontology annotation, biological process: cell communication. The transcript has 2 exons. Bases 213 to 1412 code for a protein of 399 amino acids. Gene Ontology annotation, cellular component: connexin complex.